Cervus elaphus (red deer) is the source of this 2540-nucleotide messenger RNA. RefSeq names its product thyroid hormone receptor interactor 13 (gene TRIP13). NCBI's taxonomy places the organism in Eukaryota, Metazoa, Chordata, Mammalia, Artiodactyla, Cervidae. Gene Ontology annotation, molecular function: ATP binding; ATP hydrolysis activity. Gene Ontology annotation, cellular component: nucleus; chromosome. Gene Ontology annotation, biological process: meiotic recombination checkpoint signaling; reciprocal meiotic recombination. The transcript is spliced from 14 exons. The record is from RefSeq and is a predicted model, not a curated record. Bases 259 to 1638 code for a protein of 459 amino acids.
GGCCCCGGCCCGCCGCCCGCCUCCCGCCUCGCCCGCGGAGUUCGCCCGGCCGCGCCGGAAGCGGCUGCGGCGACCGGAAGUGACCCGCCCGCUUGCGCCGGCGCUUCCGGGUCAGGGGGCGGUGCGCCGCGCGCGGCAGGUUUGAAGCGCGCGGGGCGCAGCCUGAGGGCCCAGGCCGCUGAGGUGGCGGGGCGCUGCGCGAGGCGGCGGCGGCGACGCGGCGGCCCGGUCCCCGCGGCUCCCAGCGGCGGCACCGCCAUGGACGAAGCUGUGGGAGAUCUGAAGCAGGCGUUGCCCUGCGUGGCCGAGGCGCCCACGGUCCACGUGGAGGUGCACCAGCGGAGCGGCAGCACUGCAAAAAAAGAGGAUAUAAAGCUGAGUGUUAGAAAGCUACUCAACAGGCAUAACAUUGUGUUUGGUGAUUACACCUGGUCUGAGUUUGACGAGCCUUUUCUGACCAGAAAUGUGCAGUCUGUGUCUAUUGUUGACACAGAGUUAAAGGCUAAAGAUCCACAGCCUAUUGAUUUGAGCGUGUGCAAUAUUGCACUUCACAUCUUCCAGCUGAAUGAGGAUGGCCCCAGCAGUGAAAACCUGGAGGAAGAGACGGAAAACAUAGUUGCGGCAAAUCACUGGGUUCUGCCUGCAGCUGAAUUCCAUGGGCUUUGGGACAGCCUGGUGUAUGACGUGGAAGUCAAAUCUCAUCUCCUCGACUAUGUGAUGACAACUUUACUGUUUUCGGAUAAGAAUGUCGACAGCAACCUCAUCACCUGGAACCGGGUGGUGCUGCUUCACGGUCCUCCAGGAACUGGAAAAACGUCCCUGUGUAAAGCUUUAGCCCAGAAAUUGACCAUCAGACUCUCAAGCAGGUACCGAUAUGGCCAGUUAAUUGAAAUUAACAGCCACAGCCUCUUUUCUAAGUGGUUUUCAGAGAGUGGCAAGCUGGUGACUAGGAUGUUCCAGAAGAUUCAGGACUUGAUUGAUGACAAGGAUGCUCUGGUGUUCGUGCUGAUCGAUGAGGUGGAAAGCCUGACCGCUGCCCGUAACGCAUGCAGGGCAGGCGCCGAGCCUUCGGAUGCCAUCCGUGUAGUCAAUGCCGUCUUGACCCAAAUCGAUCAGAUUAAAAGGCACUCCAACGUGGUGAUCCUGACCACGUCCAACAUCACAGAGAGGAUCGACGUGGCCUUCGUGGACAGGGCUGACAUCAGGCAGUACAUCGGGCCGCCCUCUGCAGCAGCCAUCUUCAAGAUCUACCUCUCUUGCCUGGAAGAGCUAAUGAGGUGUCAGAUCAUAUACCCUCGCCAGCAGCUGCUGACCCUCCGCGAGCUGGAGAUGAUUGGCUUCAUCGAAAACAACGUGUCCAAGUUGAGCCUCCUUCUGAGUGAAAUUUCAAGUAUGAUAAUCUCCAGGUCCAUCCGUGUUGUUGCAAAUGGCAUCAUUUCAUUCUUUUUCACUGUGGAGCAAUAUCCCACUGUGAAGAGCGAGGGCCUGAGUGGCCGUGUCCUGAGAAAGCUCCCUUUUCUGGCUCAUGCGCUGUACAUCCAGGCCCCCACUGUCACCAUUGAGGGCUUUCUCCGGGCCCUGUCUCUGGCCGUGGACAAGCAGUUUGAGGAGAGAAAGAAGCUCUCGUCGUGCGUGUGACCCGGCCCGCCCCCCCACCCCCAGCCCCCGCCACCGUCUGUCCUCGGUGAGCACACCGCGGGAAGGCGCCAUCGCUUCCUCACCGCAGCAGCUGCCCCAGGAUAUAUGAGGCCACAGCUGAGACUUGCAGGCCUGUGUGGUUCAAGCAGCGUGUUGUGCUUACAUGAUGUUGCUCAAGAAGUGUGUUGCAUUUACGUACUUUAACUGCAUGCUCGAAGACAAAACAGCCUGUUUUCUCUGUUUUGAAGGACGAUCAUCUGAGCUCAGUGUCUCUUUAUAAAGAACUGUCUAGAUGUCCUGGUUCUAUCCUGCUUCUGGUUGAUUGGACCCAAAAUGCUGACAUUUUAUUUAAAAAGAUGAUUAAUGUAAGUUUUAUAGAAACAAAACAAACUACAUUGCCUUAAGGAAGAAUGUAAUCAUAGCAUUAAAAAAAAAGUACACGUUGCUCAAGACGAGGCAGCAUUUGCUUCCUGCUGCAAGCUCGUCCUGGUUAGUGCACACGUUCUGGAGACUGCGAUGAAUAAGAACCUGUUCCUGUGUUACAGAAAUCAAGAGAAAAAUUUUAGGCCCAGUGCUCUUCCUGGUAGCAGGUACACUCUGCUUGUCGGGGAGGGACAGCUGGCGUGGGGCCUGCCUCACUGGUGACCAGCGUGGCCGGCCUCACGGCGAUGUUUCCCGGUGAGUCGUUUGUCGCAGGACGCCAGUCACGGCUUAAACGAAGAUUCCCAAUAACAGAUGUAAGAUGAAUUGGCCGACAAUGGGUGUAUUCCACAGAACCUUGUUUUGCUUUUAUCUCAUGCUAAAAUAAAUUUCAUAUCACUGUUUUAUAAAACAUUUUUAAAAGAAUAUGUUACCUUUUGUCUUAAAACUUUUUAAGUAUUAAAAAUCUUUUUCAAAAAAAA